ACGCGGGCCAACUUGCAAAACGGGCCAAUGCAUGAAACCGGCCCAUUUUUAAGCCCGGGUCCGGUUCAACCGACCGGGCCGGGCCGGGUUUUAAAACAAUGCCAAAAACCCAACCCAACACCAACCCAUUUCAAUUUAAAGCCCCAAACCCAACCCAAAUUUGACCCACUUCAAAUUUUAAGCCUGCAGUAGCCCACUAACCAUCUUGACCCAAUCCAAUCCAAAAAAAAAAAAAGGAGGAGAAAGGUUCGGCCCAAACCCAACAUCAAAACCCUAGCAUCUUGUCUCUUUCAUAGAGAAGGAAACGAUCGGACAAGGCAGAGCAGCCAAAAAUGCAGCAACCCCUCCCCGUCUAGAGUCGGUCCUGCACUCCUCCUCUGCGCCCCUGCCCUUACCGCCUGCACCAAAUCAUGCACUCUACCCCUCCCUGUGCACCAAACCCGCUCCACCUCCCUGUGCACCAAACCUGCUCCACCUCCCUCUGCACCGAAUCUGCACUCUACCCCUCCUCUGCACCAAAUCAUGCACUCUACCCCUCCUCUACACCGAACCAGCCUCUACCCCUCCCUGUGCACCAAACCCGCUCCACCUCCCUUUGCACCAAAUCAGCUUCCACCCCUUCUGCACCGAAUCAGCUCUUUCUCCCCUCUGCACCGAAUCAGCUUCCCCUCCCCAUCACCGGCAAUCAUACCUCUCUCUGCACCGAACCCAUGCCUCUCCUCUGCGCCCCACCUUUGGCAAUCGUAUCCACCCUCUGCAUCGAGCCUACACCCUCCCUCCUCUGCGCCCAAUGCCGGCAAUCACACCCCCUGCACACCGCACCCCGCCUCCAAUCCUACGCCUCACGCUACAGUCAACAGAGCAUGGGACAAACUCCUGCAAAAUGACAGUGUUCUGCGAGGUCAAUUUUGGCCCCAUUCGAUCCACAGUAGGAAGAAAGAGGACAGAUCGAAAGGUUAGGAAGAGGGGUUCUUUUUUUUGUUUUUUUGGCUUUUGCUUGUGUGGGUAUAAAUAGAGGUCUUUAGAUUUGGAAUAGGGGGGGUUUUGGUUUGGUCUGAAUCUGGGUGGCUGGAGGUGGCGAUAAGAGGAAGAGGAUCUCGAAUUUCCAAAGCUCAUCGAAGGAGAUUGUGCAUUCUCGGGUUUGUUUUCUUUCCGUCUUAGGUAAAAAAAAAUUCCCUUUAAGAAUCUGCCAUUUUAUUUCUUUGUGAUUUGUUGUUGAAGUCUCUUUCUUGGGUUUAAUGUUAGAUUUGUUUAUGUUUGUUGGAAAUGAAUGAAAAAUCAAGGAAUGAUUCAGCUAAAAAAGAACUCUGCCGUGGGUGUUUUUCUUAUUUUUGGGUUGAUGUUUUUCUGCAUUUUUUAAGUUGUAUGUGUUUACUAGAGAAUGAAUGGAAAUCUUUAUA
Messenger RNA from Rubroshorea leprosula, 1400 nucleotides. The record is from the annotation of a GenBank genome assembly. Lineage: Eukaryota; Viridiplantae; Streptophyta; Magnoliopsida; Malvales; Dipterocarpaceae.